This is a messenger RNA of Drosophila obscura, 4430 nucleotides long. It is a transcript of the gene caps, whose product is annotated as protein slit. Gene Ontology annotation, cellular component: plasma membrane. The record is from RefSeq and is a predicted model, not a curated record. Gene Ontology annotation, molecular function: protein binding. NCBI's taxonomy places the organism in Eukaryota, Metazoa, Arthropoda, Insecta, Diptera, Drosophilidae. The transcript is spliced from 4 exons.
CAAAUUUUGCCGUGAGUGGUGUCGGAACGGAACAGUGUGUCGCAAAAGUCAGAGCAUAGUCAAAAAACCACAAUUCGCGCGCGUGCAAAUUCUGUGCCUCUCUCCCUCGUCACCCCUUCCCGUUGGUGUAUCAUUGCUACGGCAAGAGAGGAACUUGUUUUCGGGGCGGGGCGCCACCACAGUCGUCCACAAUAGUCAGCGGUCCGGGCCGCGGUCCCGCGUGCGUGUGUGCAAAAAAUUAAUGAAAUGUUUUCGCCCGCUUUAUGAAUGAUUUGCACCCGCGAGCAUUUCCCAUAGAAAACAUCCAACGAAAAUUAUUAUUACUGUGUGUCGUCUAUUUUUGUUUGAUUACUGUGCGUGCCAGAAGGAGGUAGCACUAUACCCAGUCGAUCUGGGCAGAUAUUGCCGAUAUUUCCAGAGACAUUAUUCAGAGAGCGCGUGAGAGCGAGCGAGAGCCAGAGAGUGAUUGGAAGCACAUGUGUUCUUCGGGUAUAUUCGAUCAACAAUAUGUUUGACAACAAAGUUCCGGCAUUCAAAUUAAAAUUGAAUUUAAUAAAAUAAAUACCAAGUCAGAGUGCGUUAACGAAAGAGAAAGAGAGAGACGAAUACACUGUUUGAAUUGUUAAUGAGCCACAACAACAACAAUACCAACAGCAACAGCAACAAAAAUAAAAAUAAAAAGUGUUAAAUGCUGAUGACGUUGGUGCUGCCACUGUCACUGCCAUCUGCCACCAGAAAUUGCUGCUGCCACUCCUGCCAUCUAUUCACCAGUGCUGAAAAGUCAAUUAAAGGCGAAUGUCGAAGUCUAAAUACGAAAGCCAUUGGCAAACUUGGCCAAAGCGUAUUUAGCCCGAUAUAAAAGCGGGCACACCAGACGAGCAGCCAGCAGAACCAGCACAAGACAGUCCACACAGCAAAACCACCAUUCACCAGAGACAAUCAGACAGACAGACAGAGAGGAGACCAGACGGUCAGAAAGGGUAGGAAGUAACCCGUCGAGGCAGACACAGAGCCCAGAGUCCAGAGUCCAGGAGACCAGGAGACCAAGGGGGACUGAGAGACGUGAGAGCGUGUAAUGAGCAGACGACGGUCGUCGUCGGCCAGGGCAAUUACCAUGUCGUCGUCCUCGCCGACCUCAUCGCUGUUGUCGCUGCUAGUCCUGGUGCUGGUCCUGCUUCUGGCCCCACUACAGCCAACAAAUGGCCUGGCAAAUUGUCCAAAUGGCUGUGAAUGCGAUGACGACACUCUGAUGGUCAACUGCGGCGAGGGGCGGCUGGAUGUGCUCCCCAUAGCCUUAAAUCCGGCCAUCCAGCGGCUGGUCAUCAAGAACAACAAGCUGAAGACCAUCGACUCGUCGAUGCAGUUCUAUGCGCAGCUGACAUUCCUCGAUCUGUCCUUCAACGACAUGGUAACCAUACCGGAGCGCUCGUUCGCCUACCACGCCAAGCUCCAGGAGCUACACCUCAACCACAACAAGAUUGGCCAGGUCUCCAACAAGACCUUCACCGGCCUCUCCACCAUCAGUGUCCUCAAUCUGCGGGGCAACCUCAUUGCGGAGCUCGAGUUUCGCACGUUCUCGCCCAUGGUGCGGCUGGAGGAGCUGAAUCUGGGCCAGAACCGCAUCAGCCACAUCGAUCCGCAUGCUCUCGAUGGCUUGGUCAACCUGCGGGUGCUCUAUCUGGACGAUAACACCCUGACGACCGUGCCCUCGCAGCUGACAUUCCAGAGCCUGCCCAGUCUGGCGGAGCUUUACUUGGGCACCAAUUCGUUCAUGACCAUUCCCGGCGGUGCCUUCCAGGACCUCAAGGGUCUCACACGCCUGGAUCUGCGCGGUGCCGGACUGCACAACAUCUCGGGCGAGGCUCUCAAGGGGCUGGAGUCGCUGCGAUACAUGGAUCUAUCGGACAAUCGUCUGACGGCCAUACCCACGGCUGCCCUGCAGCGUCUGGGCCGUCUGGAGCAGCUGAGCAUUGGCCAGAACGACUUCGAGGUGGUUGCCUCGGGCGCCUUCGCAGGACUGCGGGAGCUGCGGCAGCUGGAACUGACGGGAGCUCAGCGGCUGAGGCGCGUCGAGAGCGGCGCCUUCACGGCCAACACCAAUCUGGAGCAACUGAAUCUCUCCAGCAACAAGCAGCUGAACGAGCUGCACGCCAACGCUCUGGGCGGCCUGCCCCAUCUCAGUUCGGUGAUCCUCAAGGAGAAUCAGCUGAGCACCCUCGCCGAGGGCCUCAUACCGUGGGCCGAUCUGCAGACCCUCGACCUCUCCGAGAACCCCUUCGUCUGCGACUGCCAGCUGAUGUGGCUGCGCAACCUUCUGAUCAGCAAGAACGCCAGCAACCAGUACGCUCCGGUGGUGUGCGCCUACCCGGCCACGCUGCGGGAUCUGCCGCUCGCCCAGCUGUCGGAGCCGCUGCUCGGCUGCACCCACGGGGCGGCCAACAAGCAGGCCAUCAUCGGCAUCCUGGUGGUGGCCUGUGCGGCGCUGAUCACCACGCUGGCUCUGGUGCUGUACACCUGCCGUCGGCGCAUACGGGAGAUGCUGAAGGGACACUCGGCGCUGGGCCGGAAGGAGCGCGAGUACCAGAAGACCUUCUCCGACGAGGAGUACAUGACGCGACCGCCGCCCGGCUGCGGGGGAGUGCAUCCCGCGGGCGCAUAUCCCUGCAGCCAGUCGCAUUAUAUGGGCAGCAGGCCGAUUCCAGUGACCGAGCUAUAGCUAGAAGCUCCACCCCCACCUCAGAUGCGGGGUAGGGGUGGCAUCGCCUCCAACACCACCACCACCGGCACAGCGGCACCGCUGCAGCAGCUGCAAGUGCCCAGCCCCGUCGAUCAUGCCGCCGCCGCCUCCUCCUUCGCCCAGCUCAGCCACAUCCACUACAUGACCAACAACCAGACGAUCCCGAUCCCGAGCCCCAGCCAGACGCAGAUGCACCACUCGCAGCAGGACAUGCGCCUGCUGGCCAAUGGCGGUGGCAAGACUCUGAAUGCCGCCUCCCUGCCACGCCACAGGAUGCAGGAGAGCACCCUCUCGCACUACAGCCAGCCCCUUGCCCUUGCCAAUGGCAUACGCCUCACCCAGGACCACUUCAACCACAACCACAGCAGCCACGGCAGCCACAGUCCCCACAGCCCGCACAGCCACACCCACACCCACAAUGGAGGAGUCUAUGCCAAGCCCUGCGAUGCGAUGGCCGAGCCGGGCUACAUCCACAACAAUUCGCAUUACUCCCUGCCCCUGGAUCACGAUUUGCCGCCCAGCCCCACGCCCACACCACCACCACCGGCCCUGCCCCUGCGCAAUGGGGUGGGCUUGGCCCUGAUCCAUGGCAACACAACCGGACGGCGAUCCUUCAACAGCAACAACAACAACAAUGUGGCUACUCUGUCGAACAACAAUCAUCAUGGUGGAGGAGGAGGAGGUGGAGUAAUCCUGGCCAGCGGCAGCAACAACAAUGGCAGUCUGCGUCGCUAUCACUGAUAUACGGGGAAGACGUGCGGCACCCUGGGCCGCACCUUCAAGCCAAAUCCCAAUCCGGACAUUGAGCUGUACCAUUUCUACAAGGGCUAGAGCAGGAGGAGGAGCAGAAGCAGGAGCAGGAGCGGAAAAGGCCUCUGCGCCAGACGAUUUAUGUGUUAUUCUACAUCCGAUCUAUGGAUCCAUGCUAUGAUCUAAUUUAUCUAAUUGUAUAUUCUUAUGUUACGUGUAUUCAGGCGAAAGCAUUUUGUAUAAAUUAGGAUUUAGUUGAGUGAUUAUCAGAGGGGGAAAGCGCAGCAGCAGGGAAAAUCCAGGUGUAAAUAAAAGAGCGCGCACGGUUUGGCAUUAACUGGAAAGUGGCAGGGGAGGCAGCAGCAGCAGCAACAAGAAAAAUGUCACAAAAUAGUCGCACGCCUUUGGCCCCCCCCUGCCAACUCUCCUGAAAUGUCAUUUAAUUUGCAUCCAGUGAUCUUAACUAUUAAGUUCUGCUUAAAUUAAAAACACUCUUAAAUUCGUGUAAAUAAUUAGAAGCUUUUGCAAGCCAAAAUGCAAAAUCAAAAUUCAAGAAAAAUUCACAAACGAAAAAUGCAAUUUCAUGCAAAAAUACUUACAUUUAAUUUACGCGCUUAAGCACCAGUCACUAAAACUAUACAUAUUUGUAUCUAGACUAAAUUAUCACCGUACAAAUAAUCAAAAAGAAAAGAGAAAAAAAGAGACAGGCAUUAACGAAUACGAAAUAAAACAGCAAAAUAUACAAAAACCGAAAAUAAAACAAUCUCGAUUUUUAUAGUUAAUAAACUCCGUAAACGAUAUAUACAGAUAUCCAUUAACUACACAUCGGAACGAUAGACAAAACCUAAAAAGAUAUAGCAAACACACUAUGCAAAUCUGGGCAAUAUCUACGUAUCGAAUCGUGUGUAUGUAGAUCCUAUAACGAAUUCAAAAAAAAACCGAA